Habropoda laboriosa is the source of this 1865-nucleotide messenger RNA. RefSeq names its product facilitated trehalose transporter Tret1-like. Gene Ontology annotation, cellular component: membrane. The record is from RefSeq and is a predicted model, not a curated record. Lineage: Eukaryota; Metazoa; Arthropoda; Insecta; Hymenoptera; Apidae. The transcript is spliced from 4 exons. Gene Ontology annotation, biological process: transmembrane transport. Bases 387 to 1856 code for a protein of 489 amino acids. Gene Ontology annotation, molecular function: transmembrane transporter activity.
AUAAAGUGAUGCGCGAAUAUGCAGAUGUUUGUCGAGUACACAGAAUAAGGUAGCUAAUAAGCGAGAUAGAAGAUAAGAGUAGUAUAUUCGGCUCGUACUGAAGUUUGGUAACGACAUGACGAUUACCGAUCGGUAUAAAUUCAAGGAUGGAUCGAACCUUUGGCAGAAAACGCGCGUGUACGAACGGAGAAGGGAAAUAUCGUGGCGGCAGAGGGAACGGAGAAUUUGAAAUCUUUCGCUUUGAAAAGGAGAGGAGCGGAAAGGAAGAGGGGUAGGAGAAAAGGGGGGAGGAGACAGAGGAGGGAAGGUUAGGUAGAUAGAGUAAAGUAAAAUAAAGUAAGAGGAAGGAAGGAGAAGAGAAAGAAAGAAAGAAAGAAAGAGAGAAAAUGAGGACAGAAAGCGUGAGCAACGAACCAGGAAGACUUCGACAGCUUCUAGUAGCGCUGAUCGCGAACAUCUCAUCGCUGUCGUUUGGACUAAUGAUCGGUUGGCAGUCGCCGGCGAUACCGUUACUACAAAAUGGGAAUCCUCCGGUGGGGAAGGAGCCGAUGACGGACGAAGCGGCAUCCUGGCUGACAGGAAUCACGUGUCUGACGGCGGCUGGCGUAAGCCUGGUGGUCGGCGUGUUAGCGAACAGAUACGGACGUAAGAUGGUCGGUUGCUUGAUGGGUUUACCCCUUUGCGGGUGUUGGCUGGUGACGAUAUUCGCGACGGAACAGUGGCACCUGUUCGUCGCGCGUUUCUUCUCGGGUGUAUCCGGCGGAAUGGCGUUGUUCUUGGUGCCGUUGUACGUGUCUGAGAUCGCGGCCGAUGGAAUACGAGGCAUGCUAGGCAGCCUGAUGGUGUUCCUAUUGAACGGCGGUAUCCUCUUAGGGUAUAUUCUCGGCGCGUUAGUCUCGUAUCGGUUGUUCUCGAUCGUCGCGCUCCUCUUUCCGUUGUUCUACGUCGCGUUCUUCCUAUUCGUGCCGGAAACGCCUGUGUAUCUGGUGCGACGCAAUCGACUGGGUGAUGCAGCGAGAUCCCUGACAUGGCUGAGGGAUGGAUAUAAGCCGACGGUGGAGAGGGAAAUGUCGCGACUGCAGGCGGAAGCAAAGGAGCAAAACGUUUCGGGGAGAUCGAUCGGGCUGUCGGACUUGUUUCGAGAUCGAGCAACGAUCAAGGGAUUGAUCAUCACGCUGGGACUGUUCGGUGGUCAGCAAUUUGGAGGAAUAUUUCUUAUGAUAAGCUAUACGGAAACGAUAUUCAAGAUGUCGGGAAGUUCGUUGCCGCCGAACAGCUCGUCGAUAAUCGUGGGCUUGAUUCAAGUGUUCGGCUCGUGCAUGUCUACAACGUUGAUGGAACGAGCCGGUAGAAGACCUUUGCUUUUAACCUCCUGCUUCGGAAUGGGUUUCUGUCACUAUGUCCUCGGGGCGUUUUGCUACCUGCAAACUCUUGGAUACGACGUUAGUCGGUUCAGUUGGAUUUCGAUCGUAGCUUUGUCCAUUUUCAUGGUCGCCUAUGGUUUAGGUAUAGGACCAGGUCCGUACGUCGUCUCUUCGGAAAUACUCAGUCGGGACAUCUCGAAUUUGGUGAUAACGAUCGCAAUGUGUUUCGUUUGGAGCGUUGCGUUCGUAGUCGUGAAAUUAUUCCCGACUGUAACCCACUUGAUAGGUGUGCACGGAUGUUUCUUCCUCCUCGGUUCAUUUUGCGCCAGUACUUUCGUGUUCGUCUUCGUGCUUAUUCCAGAAACGAAGGGGCAGCCUCGUCAAUUGAUCUUGGAUCGACUUAACGGAAUACUUGACACGACAGAUAAGGGACGAUACGUUUCUUCGAGUAACAUUAGUGGAAAAACUGUACCGCUAUCUGAACUAGUUUGAGAAUGUUAC